This is a messenger RNA of Castor canadensis (American beaver), 486 nucleotides long. The record is from RefSeq and is a predicted model, not a curated record. Lineage: Eukaryota; Metazoa; Chordata; Mammalia; Rodentia; Castoridae.
CAAAAAGCUUUCAUUUCUUUCAGCGGCCUUUGGCUCUGGGAGCUGAUAUUUGUAUGUAUUCUGCAACAAAAUAUAUGAAUGGCCACACUGAUGUUAUAAUGGGCUUAGUGUCUGUUAAUUCUGAAGACCUCCAUAGUAGGCUUCGUUUCUUGCAGAAUUCUCUUGGAGCGGUUCCGUCUCCUUUUGACUGCUACCUGUGCAAUCGAGGUCUGAAGACUCUACAUAUCCGAAUGGAGAAGCAUUUCAAAAACGGAAUGGCAGUUGCCCAGUUCCUGGAAUCUAAUCCCCGGGUGGAAAAGGUUAUUUAUCCUGGGCUGACCUCUCAUCCUCAGCAUGAGCUGGCCAAGCGUCAGUGCACAGGCUGCCCAGGGAUGAUCAGCUUUUAUAUUAAGGGCACUCUUCAACAUGCUGAGACCUUCCUCAAGAACCUAAAGUUAUUUGUUCUGGCUGAGAGUUUGGGAGGAUUGAAAGUCUUGCUGAGCUUCC